CCGAAGCGAACGAGAGCUCGAGCCGAGAAACUGUCAGCCUCUCGGGAAUGCAGAGGGAACGAGGGUUUUGUCGAGCGUCUGCAGUCGGACAUUUGCGGGCGUCAGGGUUUAUGAGUCGGUCACAAGUAUUUCGCAACUUUCUCGUGUGAGAUUCUCGAGGAAUUGCCUGUUGCCGCAGUGCGAUUGCGGCCAUGGCGUCCCUCGGGCGCACGGCAGGGUUCUGCUGCUGUCGCUGCUCUCCCGCCGUGCACAGCGUGUUCAACUCCUCUGGCCGAGUCUGCGCACCGCCUGGACAGUCGAGGGCGGUUUCCGCCUCUGGAUUCGCUUUGUUGAAAGCUCUCAGCUCGAAGCUGUCCGCGCAGCAGGGCAGCUGUAAGGCUGUUGAUUCUUUUUCUGCCAAGUCUACGUUGUCGAGAGUGUCUUUCAACUUGCGGUCCGCUGCCGCUCGAGCUUAUUAUUCGGAAUCCGGUUUUCAGUAUGGUCGGACGAGUGCUCCUUCGGAACAGUAUGGGCAGACUGAGCAGGACAGGGAUCAAUUUCCAAGGCCCCCUUUGAUUCCGUGGGAGAAGGAUCUUGCGAAUGCGGUGCAGCUAAUCGGCAAUGUGGGCAAGGAUUUGGAUAUCAAGUAUUUGGACACCGGCAAGAUUGUGGCUAAGUCCUCACUCGCCGUGAAAAAACCCUCUCAAAAGAACGAGGAACCUAGUUGGUUUGAAUUGGAGUUUUGGGAUGAGCUGGCUGAAAUUGCUGCACACCAUGUGAAAAAGGGAGAUCAGAUUUUUGUAACAGGAAGGAUUAUCGUUGACAAAGCUGUAACACCUGAAGCCACUUACACCAGAGUUAAGGUUUCGGUAAGCAACUUGUGCUUCGUGGAACCUUUCAGUGGUCAAAGGAGAGCUUAUGUUCAGCCCAAUAGCUCUCAAAAUGAUGAAUUUGUCGAUACUUCUGACAACAAUUGGUCUCGAGAAGUCAUAUCAGCAGCCGCACCUCAGCAAAAUUGGAACACUCAGUCUGUGUCUCCUCAACAGCAGUCUAGCUCUCCUGUGGCAGGCACCGCCGGGAAAGCGUCAUUUGAAGAUGAAUCUCUCUCGACAGAGAAACGCUGGCAAGCAUUUUUUGCAGAUCCAUCGCAAUGGUGGGAUAACCGGUUUAAUAAGAAAAAUCCAAAGGCUCCUGACUUUAAACACAAGAGCACCCAGGAAGUACUGUGGUUGAACAGUUGGAACAAUCCUCCAUGGGUGGCAGCACAGGUAGCAGCGUGGGAGGACAAACAAGCACAAACCGGUGAAGUUAGAGGUGCGGGGCAGCGGUCAAACAGAAAGAACCUGUCUUCUUUUAAGGACUCGGACUUAAUAUAAUUUGCACAUUUCACUGUCUUUUUGGAGUUUUUAUAGGUGUGUAAAAAAUCAUAGAAAGUACGUUUUCGAUUGAUCAAUGCAAACAAGCAGGAACUUAGUGCUGCCUGGAGGUGUAGACUUGGUUGAUGUACAUAAGGUAGCGCUGAAAUUAGUGUCUCUUGACUAUGAUAAUUCUUUCCGUCUUACUUGAUAUCAAACCUCCGGCAGUGUAAAUUGAAUGUAUUCGGUGCUCUUUCGCGCAUCUUGUUGCAUCACACAUUUCGUGGUUCCUUUCCAUGAUAUGCGCACUUAAGCUAAGAAGGAUAAGUCUUUUGUAUAUCUGGUUGCAAUGACGCCAUAUUCUUCUUUCACAUUUUCCG
Molecule: messenger RNA, 1714 nt
Organism: Marchantia polymorpha subsp. ruderalis
Lineage: Eukaryota; Viridiplantae; Streptophyta; Marchantiopsida; Marchantiales; Marchantiaceae
Source: the annotation of a GenBank genome assembly